Messenger RNA from Bacidia gigantensis, 1728 nucleotides. RefSeq lists its product as uncharacterized. The coding region runs from base 1 to 1728 and encodes 575 amino acids. NCBI's taxonomy places the organism in Eukaryota, Fungi, Ascomycota, Lecanoromycetes, Lecanorales, Ramalinaceae. Gene Ontology annotation, molecular function: protein binding. The record is from RefSeq and is a predicted model, not a curated record. The transcript has 2 exons.
AUGGACCUAGAUAAAUCAUUUCCCGUGAACAUCAAUCCAGAUUCCGAGAGUCAGCUUAAUCGUACCGACGACUUUGAGGCCAUGAAUCCUGGCUUUGUCCCUAGAGAGGGCAGCCCCGUGGCGUAUAGUAUGGACAUUAAUAAGACGUGCAUUUACAUGACCGGCUACGUUCGGCGGAAGGACAAUGCCAACAACGAUCUGAUACCUAUGUACAAUACUUCGGAUGACACCUGGCGGACAUCACCGCUCUUUUUCACAUAUAACAACUCAGACCAACUAUUUGAUAGCGACAUCUAUCCACUUGCAUCAUCGAAUGAUGGAGGCAAUGCUUUAUCUUCGUUUUGGACUAAGCCUUUCUACAAUGACACGACGGAAGAAGCAAUAGUCUCAAUGGGCCCUGCUGAUAGAUCAACAAGCGUCGGGUCGAUGACCGACGAACCCAAUCGACCAGAGUUACUCGGCAGUACGACACAGUAUGUGCGACUCGGGGCCAGCGGGAUGUUAAUUAUAGUCGGUGGAAAGUCUAGUUUUGACUAUAUAAACGACACUGUAAUAAGCGCCCACGAUGGAGAGUAUGUUCCAAGUACCAACACGAGCGGAUACCGAGAUAUGCGUUUGAUACAGGUACGAGAUAUGGCUACCCAGCAAUGGUUCGUCGUCACGGCCCAAGGUGACAUCCCUCCUCCACGCUACGAUAUGUGCUCGGCUAUAAGUGCUGCCCCCGACGACUCGAGCUUUCAAAUGAUAAUUCAUGGCGGUGUCUAUACGUCUAACACUCUCGACGAUGUGUAUAUCUUGACAAUGCCAGCCUUCUACUGGGUGAAAGUAAACACAACAUUUUCCUAUGACAAUGGUACGCUCCCGGCGUGGUCUUCGAACACUACAUUCGGGGGCCGAGCGGAGCAUUUCUGCAGUACCUUCAAUGAACGUCAGAUGUUUGUAAUGGGAGGGUACGACAACGCAUUGAUAAAUUUGACAUGCUCCAACAACUUACCUUUCAUGCGGGUUUUCGACGCAACGACGCUCAAUUGGGUGCCUCAGUUUGACCCAGAUGCCGCUCCCUAUCAAGUGCCAAAGGCUGUGUACGACAUCAUCGGAGGAGGCCCCGAGGGUGGCGCCCGGCCAGCAAGCGCGUGGAACCAAACCCUAGGAAACGAUUCGGACUAUUUUAAAUGGGGCACUUUCAAGCGAUACAACGUGCCGAAUAUCACACACGUGAAAGCAUCCGCAGUCAACGAAGCACCAUCACCGAAGAGUCCUACACCAUCGUCGAAAACUCCGGGCAAAAUCGUUGCUGCUAUAUCCGUUGGGUCUGUCGUCGGAGCUACUAUUAUCAGCGCAUUAGUGUUCAUUACGAUCAAAUUCUGGAGACGCAGAGCAACUGCACGAGAAGUAGGAGAGCAAAAUGAAUAUCGCAAAGCAGAAUUAGCCGGCAGAUUGGUACCACAAGUGCAAUCGAUUGAGGUUCAUGGAGAUUCCACGAUGAAAGAAUUGGAGGGGACGAAUCAUGUAGCUGAGGCUCCAGCGGUGGAUCGAAGGGUGGCGAAACGAGAGGGAGUGGAGCAGCAGGGAUAUCGCAAGGCCGAGCUUGCGGGGAUAUCGAUACGAAAAGCUGAGCCGGCUGAGAUUCAAGGGGACUUUAACAUUGAAGAGUUGGAUGGCUCGAGUUGUGUGGUCGAGGCUCCGACUGUGGAACAUUGUGCUGAAGCCCCUCCAGCAUCACGUUGA